This is a messenger RNA of Saprolegnia diclina VS20, 960 nucleotides long. RefSeq lists its product as hypothetical. The transcript has a single exon. NCBI's taxonomy places the organism in Eukaryota, Oomycota, Saprolegniomycetes, Saprolegniales, Saprolegniaceae. The record is from RefSeq and is a predicted model, not a curated record. The coding region runs from base 1 to 897 and encodes 298 amino acids.
AUGCAGACCGACAAGCAAGUUGCUGCGGAACGCCGCGCGUUGGCCAACGCCGUGCGGCAGCGCUACCGGGCAAUCGCGCCUCCCCAGGUCGUGGCUGCCGAAGAUCGUCUCAAGGAGAUUGAAGCUGCCAUCAUCAGCGACGCGCCGAGUCUCGACGUCGACGGCGACGUGUCGUGGGGUCUGACCGUCGUCCUCGAGCGCGUUUCGGUUGCCGACCUCAAGCGUUGGUUUCUUGAGGUGGGGGCCGCUCUGCGCCCGUGGGUGCAUGAGCCCUGCGCCGACGACCCGAGUCUUGGCCGCCUCGUGGUCUACAGCCGGUAUACCUUUUUACACGAGCACACGGCCCGAUCGGUCAUGAAGCUCCUCGAGACGCAGAUCCACGCCGUCAUGGGCUCCACGGCCGACUUGGACUUUCGCUUGCACUGUUUCGUCGACCCGUGCACAGUCGGUACCUGCUUGCAGCUCUCCACCGCCACCAUCCUGCCUCGCUCGCUUGCUGUCGGUGGCAGCGUCUUGGAUGCUGGGGAUGGCCAGCCCUUCCCGCCCUUUGUCUUUGAGGUUGCCGGCCAAAACGAGUGCCUCAGCGACAUGCGCUCCAAGCUCACUCGGUGGAUGGACGGCACGUCGGUGCAAGUGGCGCUCGGCAUCAAGAUUUUCCUCCGGGACGCCCGCUACGUGCUGAUCCUUCACGUUCGCGGCCAGCCGACGCAGGAAGUACAGUUUGGCCGGAACAAGGGCCUGCACUACGGCGCCGUCGUGUCGUUUCCCGCUGGGCUUUUGUACCACGGGAGCGCGCUGCCCGAUGCCUGGGUCGGCCGCGAACACAAGGAACUGCAGCUGGAGUUGCUCGUGCUGCGCGAAAUCAUCGCCUACAACCCCAACAACCCUCGCUACUAGCUCAAGGAGGCUGGUUGUCAUAUCGUAGGAGCAACGCCAUCAAGACCAGUAAUGUCAGUGGGA